AUGCGAAGCCUCUUGUUUGCUGCACUUUGCGCCGUGAGUCACGCCUCACAAACCGUUCUCCGACCGGAACCCCUAGCGUCGGACUUCACCAUUUUCCAGAGUUCAAAUUCCCCCCACUCAGUGCGCAUCCGACGACAAGAUGAGUCAAUCUGCGCCGCGGGCUCAGCACAAUAUACAGGAUGGCUGGACAUUGGACCCAAGCACUUAUUCUUUUGGUUCUUCGAAAGCCAAAACGAUCCGAUCGGCGAUCCACUAACGUUGUGGAUGAAUGGUGGACCCGGAGGCUCCAGCAUGCUUGGCUUGUUUAUGGAAAAUGGGCCAUGUUUGAUCAACGAGCAUGGCAAUGGUACUGUCCAUAAUCCUUGGGGAUGGUCCAGGAAUUCUUCGCUACUUUAUGUCGAUCAGCCGGUUGAUGUUGGCUUUUCCUAUGUUGACGACGGCCACGAGGUUCCCCGCGAUUCUCUCGAAGCUGCAGUUGACAUGCACCGAUUCCUGCAAAUAUUCACUUCUGAGAUCUUCCCUCAUCUUCGCUCCACGCCUUUCCACAUUUCGGGCGAAUCAUACGCGGGCAAAUACAUUCCCUACCUCGGCGCCGAAAUCUUGGUUCAAAACCAGCUACACCCCACAGAGCCACAAAUCAAUCUGAAAUCAUGCUUGGUCGGAAAUGGCUACAUGUCAUCCAAAGAUACCACCUUCGGAUACUGGGAGACCCUUUGCACCACCAAUCCUGGCGUUUCCACUCCUGUCUUCAACGAGACACGAUGCGACAUCCUGGCCACCAACAUGCCGCGGUGCAUGGAGGUCUACGAUGUAUGCAUCAACAGCCUUGACCCGGAUAUCUGCAAGGCUGCAAGCAGUGUUUGCUACAAAGGAAUUGUAGGCUGGUACGAAGACGAGAGUAGCCACAAGGGGGGUCGCAAUCGGUUUGACAGUGAGCGAAUUCCAUCCACGGGUACUACCAGCCUAGCUAAUGUAGAACUGUUAGUCACUGCACCCUGCUUCGUCGACAAUUUUUGCUAUCAGGAAGCAGCGUAUGUCAUGGAAUAUUUGAACUCCCCCGCCGUUUGGAAUGCCCUCUCCCCACCCAAGCAAGUCAAAAAUUAUACCAUGGAGUCCGAGGCUGUCGUUGCGGCUUUCAAAACUACGCCGGAGGGCAUGACCCUCUCCUCGGAUGAGGUCCUUUUCUUGCUUGCCAAUGGUGUGCAUUUCCUGGCCUACCAGGGGAAUCUCGACUUGGCCUGUAAUACGGCGGGAACGCUCCGGUGGGCUCACUCGCUUGCCUGGAAAGGACAAGUUGAGUUCGCAUCCAAAGAGCUUCGCCCUUGGACUUCGAACAUUACAGGUCAAAAUGAGACGGUCGGCAAAGCCAAGGAGGUUCGAGUGCAAUUUGAUGGUCAGGCAGAAGCAUCACGGUUUACAUUCGUGACUGUGGAAGGGGCUGGUCAUUUGGUUCCUCAAGAUCGUCCUGAAGUUGCGUUUGACAUUUUGACGCGGUGGCUCACGGGCGCAUCUUUCACUAAUUCGGGGUGA
This is a messenger RNA of Penicillium soppii, 1530 nucleotides long. RefSeq names its product putative carboxypeptidase Y (gene cp8). Lineage: Eukaryota; Fungi; Ascomycota; Eurotiomycetes; Eurotiales; Aspergillaceae. Gene Ontology annotation, molecular function: serine-type carboxypeptidase activity. Gene Ontology annotation, cellular component: fungal-type vacuole. The record is from RefSeq and is a predicted model, not a curated record. Bases 1 to 1530 code for a protein of 509 amino acids. The transcript has 3 exons. Gene Ontology annotation, biological process: proteolysis.